Tupaia belangeri chinensis (Chinese tree shrew) is the source of this 2051-nucleotide messenger RNA. RefSeq names its product hydroxyacyl-CoA dehydrogenase trifunctional multienzyme complex subunit beta (gene HADHB). NCBI's taxonomy places the organism in Eukaryota, Metazoa, Chordata, Mammalia, Scandentia, Tupaiidae. Gene Ontology annotation, cellular component: mitochondrion. The record is from RefSeq and is a predicted model, not a curated record. Gene Ontology annotation, molecular function: acyltransferase activity, transferring groups other than amino-acyl groups. Bases 107 to 1534 code for a protein of 475 amino acids. Gene Ontology annotation, biological process: fatty acid beta-oxidation. The transcript is spliced from 16 exons.
GGGGGCUUUCCAGGCAGGACCCGCCCCUCGGUCUCGCUGUCUUAGCACUUGGGUCCGAAGCUUGCCCGGAGCGGGAGGUCGCGAGGGAGCGAUCAGAGGUUUCAGAAUGACUUCCAUCUUGACUUAUACUUUUAAAAAUCUUCCCAGUACAUCAAAAUGGGCCCUCAGAUUUUCGAUAAGACCUUUGAGCUGUUCGCCCCAGCUACGUGCUGCCCCAGCCGUCCAGACUAAAUCGAAGAAGACAUUAGCCAAACCUAACAUAAGGAAUAUCGUGGUAGUGGAUGGUGUCCGCAUCCCAUUUUUGCUGUCAGGCACUUCGUAUAAAGACCUAAUGCCACAUGAUUUGAGCAGAGCAGCACUUACGGGUUUAUUGCAUCGGACCAAUGUCCCAAAGGAAGUUGUUGAUUAUAUUGUCUUUGGCACAGUUAUUCAGGAAGUGAAAACAAGCAAUGUGGCAAGAGAGGCUGCCCUUGGAGCUGGCUUCUCUGACAAAACCCCCGCCCACACAGUCACCAUGGCUUGCAUCUCCUCCAACCAGGCUAUGACCACAGGUGUUGGCCUGAUUGCCUCUGGCCAGUGUGAUGUGGUCAUCGCCGGCGGUGUUGAAUUAAUGUCCGACGUCCCUAUUCGUCAUUCAAGGAAAAUGAGGAAAAUGAUGCUUGAUCUCAAUAAGGCCAAGACACUGGGCCAGCGACUGUCUUUACUCUCUAAAUUUAGAUUGAAUUUCCUAUCACCUGAGCUCCCGGCGGUGGCUGAGUUCUCCACCAGCGAGACCAUGGGCCACUCUGCGGACCGCCUGGCUGCCGCCUUUGCAAUCUCUAGGCUGGAACAGGAUGAGUACGCGCUGCGUUCUCACAGUCUGGCCAAGAAGGCGCAGGAUGAAGGCUUCCUUUCUGAUGUCGUGCCCUUCAACGUUCCAGGAAAAGAUACAGUUACCAAAGACAAUGGCAUCCGUCCUUCCUCACUGGAGCAGAUGGCCAAACUAAAGCCAGCCUUCGUCAAGCCCUACGGCACAGUGACAGCUGCAAAUUCGUCUUUCCUGACUGAUGGUGCAUCGGCAAUGCUGAUCAUGGCAGAGGAGAAAGCCCUGGCCAUGGGUUAUAAGCCAAAGGCGUAUCUGAGGGAUUUUGUGUAUGUAUCUCAGGAUCCGAAAGAUCAACUUUUACUCGGACCAACAUACGGUACUCCAAAAGUUCUAGAAAAGGCAGGAUUAACCAUGAAUGAUAUUGAUGUUUUUGAAUUUCACGAAGCUUUCUCAGGUCAGAUCUUGGCUAAUUUUAAAGCCAUGGAUUCUGACUGGUUUGCACAGAACUACAUGAACAGAAAAACCAAGGUUGGAGCGCCUCCUCUGGACAAGUUCAAUAACUGGGGCGGAUCACUGUCCCUGGGACACCCGUUUGGAGCCACUGGCUGCCGGUUGGUCAUGGCCGCAGCCCACAGAUUACGGAAGGAAGGAGGCCAGUAUGGCUUAGUGGCUGCCUGUGCGGCUGGAGGACAGGGCCACGCCAUGAUAGUGGAAACAUAUCCGAAAUAAUUGAUCCAGACGAGGUGACCUGAAGUUUCUGUGCAACACUCGCACUAGGCAAUGCCAUUUCAAUGCAUUACUAAACGACAUCGAUAGUUCUAGCCCCCUUAGGAAAACAACUCCUGUGGCCUUCUGUUAAAUACUUUGCAAUUAAGCCUUGCCAGUGUUUGAGCUUUCCAGUAAUGACAGCUUACUGCUCUUUCAGGGAUUUCUAAGUCACCAGAAUCUCAGACAGGUUGACGUGGUGGUUUUGGUCUGUUGUCAAUCAAGACUAAAUGAAUGGUUGCAGUUUAGGAAAGAGGUUAACUGAGAUUUGGAUUCAAUUUUUGUAGCAUUUGCAAAUUAUACUUGUUCCUGUCUGUGUCCUGAAGAUAAGUAUUUUCUAUAUAAUAUAAACCAAUGUGCCUAACCUAACUAAAUGAUGGAAAAAUAACUCAGAAGCUAAACAUCACUGAAAACUUGUAAUGAAUGUUUGAAUACGUGAGUGCCGUGUUGGCCAACCUUAAUAAAGUGGAGGGGGACUGGA